UCCAAACCCUAGUUUUCUUAAACUACUGUUUCAGAGACUAGAAUGGAUGAAAAUGUGGCUAAAGAGAAUUUGCUGAAAAGAAUGAAUGAAAAUGAGGUUCCCGAGCUCCCGAAGAAAAGAUUCUACCGACAAAGGGCGCACUCUAAUCCCAUAGCUGAUCAUUGCUUUGACUACCCUCUAUCACCGGCGCAGAUGGACUGGUGCGAGCUGUACCCAGAGAAGGGUUCAAGGGAGGUUGAGUUUGCUGAUAUAGGUUGCGGAUACGGUGGUCUUCUUAUUCAGCUCAGUCCUAUGUUUCCUGAGUCUCUUAUGCUUGGUAUGGAGAUUAGAGUCAAGGUAUCAGAUUAUGUACGGGACAGGAUAUCAGCUCUGAGAUUACAGAAACCGGGAGAGUUUACAAAUGUUGCCUGUAUCCGGAGUAACGCGAUGAAAUAUCUUCCAAACUUUUUCCGCAAGGGUCAACUCACGAAAAUGUUUUUCCUGUUCCCCGAUCCUCACUUCAAGAAGGCGAAACACAAGUGGAGAAUUAUUAAUGAAACUCUACUGGCAGAAUAUGCUUAUGUUCUCAGGGCUGGUGGCAAAAUUUACACAGUGACAGAUGUUCAUGAUCUGUUCGAGUGGAUGACGAAGCAUCUGACCGAGCAUCCUCUCUUCCAGAGGAUCGAGGAUGCCGAGAUGAAGGAGGAUCCUGUGGUCGAGAAACUAUUCGAAUCCUCCGAGGAAGGGCAGAAGGUGACGAGGAACGAGGGGGAGAAAUGGUGCGCCGUGUUCCGACGGAUUCCUGAUCCUAAUCUUUGAUUCCAAUAUUUUCUAUAUUUUCAGA
Messenger RNA from Eurytemora carolleeae, 823 nucleotides. Its product is annotated as tRNA (guanine-N(7)-)-methyltransferase. Gene Ontology annotation, biological process: tRNA methylation; RNA (guanine-N7)-methylation. The record is from RefSeq and is a predicted model, not a curated record. Gene Ontology annotation, cellular component: tRNA methyltransferase complex. Lineage: Eukaryota; Metazoa; Arthropoda; Copepoda; Calanoida; Temoridae. The transcript is spliced from 5 exons. Gene Ontology annotation, molecular function: tRNA (guanine(46)-N7)-methyltransferase activity. The coding region runs from base 43 to 798 and encodes 251 amino acids.